Molecule: messenger RNA, 1548 nt
Organism: Apodemus sylvaticus (European woodmouse)
Lineage: Eukaryota; Metazoa; Chordata; Mammalia; Rodentia; Muridae
Product: germ cell-less protein-like 2
Exons: 1
Coding region: 1-1548 (515 amino acids)
Biological process (GO): germ cell development
Cellular component (GO): nucleus
Molecular function (GO): protein binding
Source: RefSeq, a predicted model, not a curated record
AUGGGAUCCAUAAGCAGUCGUAUGCGGUUGGGAAGAAAUCCCGAGGAAGAGGAACCUGCUAGAGAAGGUGCUCCUAGAGAGGAGGAGGCAGUGGAAGCCGAAGAAAGACCGGGGCCGGCAGUUGUCCAAGAAGAGCAGGCAAGUGAACAGCCGGGAGUUUCCACUGGUCAGGGGGGCCACAAGAGGAAAGGCGGCCCGGGAGGACCAAUGGCCAAAGUUCCCCGUAAGAAACUGGAAAAGUCCAGAGGCAUGUAUGAAUCACUUUUCCUGAGGGGUGAGAAUAGUGAUGUAAAGAUCCGUGCGUUUCAGCAGGAGUGGUGCUUGCACAGGACCUACCUAUGCCGAUCUGGGUACUUUUCUAGCAUGUUCUGUGGUGCCUGGCGGGAGACAAAUAUGGACACAAUAGAAAUGCAGAUGCCUGACGAAAAUAUUGAUCGCGAGGCUUUCCAUGAGGUUUUAGGCUUCUUGUACAGUAGAAGCAUUGUAAUUCCUCCCAGCCGAGUCAUUGCCAUCUUGGCCACAGCCAGUAUGCUGCAAAUGGAUGAGUUAAUUCAGCAGUGUGAGGAUAUGAUGAGGGCCUCAGUCAGUACCGAGACUGUGUGCAGUUAUUAUUACUCUGCUGAGAAUUACGGGCUCCAGAGCAUCAGAUACACUUGCCGCCAGUGGCUCUUGGACAACCUGAUGACCCGGCAAAAUGAAGAACUAUUGUUAGAAAUCAAUAUGAAUCUCAUGAAAGAGCUCAUUGCCUCCUCAGAUCUUUUGGUGGUUGGAGUGGAGAUGGAUGUGUAUACUACACUAAAAAAGUGGAUGUACCUGCAGCUGGAAGCACGCACAUGCUCAGGAUCUCAAAGAGCACUAUUGCCUGAAGAAGAGUUGUCCUUUGCCAAGUUCAGAAAUGAGUCAGAUAGUAGCCCUUUUCUGGACAGUGAUCAGGGAAGAGCCUUUGUGACAGUGUUCCAGCAGCUAAGGCUUCCCUACAUCAUUUGUGACCUGCCUUCAGCACACGUUAUUGACCAGGAUGGACUGAUUCCUGCAACAUGGUUGACCCCAGUAUACAAAGAGCAAUGGCUAGCACUUCUUCGGGCAGAACAGUCCAGGGAACUUGGGCCACUGGACAUCUAUGUGUCUGAUAUCCGUGGAAACAGCAUGAGGUGUGGAGGCCAACUUUUCACAGAUGAGCAAUGCAGCUGGACCUGGUCUGGCUUCAACUUUGGCUGGGACUUGGUAGUAUGCUACAUCAACAGGCGCAUUAUAUUCCGUCGCAGUGCAAUGAAUAAAUCCUGUGGCCUUGGCGUCAGCUUACUCUGGCAGAGAAAAGUUGCCUUCCGUCUGCGAGUAAUCUCAUUGGACAGUACUGGAAAAGCUGUUCUCAGAAGAGAGACUGAAUAUAAUGUUCUUGCUCUGAGAAAGGAUCAAGAACUAGAAGUGAUGAACCUAGAAAACCAAGACAUAACUUUCCCCAUGUAUGUGGCAUGCAACUUCCUCUACCUUCCUGGAGAGAGUGGCUCUGGACCGACUGGGGAAUCAAGCAGAAGUCCAAUGAACUAA